AUGGGGAUACCCACAGAGUUAGUCGGAAGUCUUCCGCGACCAGAGGCUUUACAACAAGCCUAUGCAGACUACGACGCUGGCAAAAUUUUGAAGGGCCAGUUGGAGAAGGCACAGGAUGCAGCCGUCAAAGACUCAAUCAAUCGACUGAAAGAUACCGGCGAGACAUUCGUCAAUGACGGCGAGCAGCGCGCCAGCUCGUUCGCGACGUAUUCAAUCACCGAUACCCUAAGCGGAACGGGUCUGGCGGACGGCCUGGCAGGUGACGGACAGGUCUUUGCCUAUUUCGACGACGGACAUCAGCGACAACUACCUCGACUCACGAAAGGUCCGUUCAGGUAUCAGACCUAUGCGUUCGAAAACUUCAAGAAGUCGCAGGCGCUGGCGGAGGGCCAUGCCAUGAAGACUGCGGUCAUCUCGCCGAGCAUGUUGUACCUGCUGUAUCCUCUCAAGGGCGACCUUGAAGGGUACAACAGGCUGCAGUUUGUGCAUGAUCUGGUCCGGGAAUGUGAGAAGGAUAUUAGGGGAUGCUUCGCAGCGGGUGCGAAGAGGGUUUCGAUUGACUUCACUGAAGGACGAUUGACCAACAAGAAGGACCCCAGAAACCCCUGGACGAAUGAAGACUUGCUUCAAACAUUCGUGGAUAUCAUCAACACCGUCCUCGACCGCUUCACCCCUGAGGAGAGGAAGAAUAUUGGUCUUCACACAUGUCCCGGCGGUGACUAUGACUCUGUGCACUCGGCUGAAGUUCCGUAUCAUACACUUCUUCCGUCGUUGUUCAAGAUCAACGCAGGAUAUUUCUUGAUUCAACUGUCUUCGGAAAAGGACAAGAUCACCGUGUACAAGGAGAUCGGGGAACACAUCCGCAAAGACGGAAAUGGAGUCAAGCAAGUUGCUUUCAUCGGCGUCACGAACCCUCUUGACCCGAGAGUCGAGAACCCCGAAGAAAUUGCGAAUGAUCUGUGCGAAGCGGCAAAGUACAUCCCUAUCGAUCAACUCGGCGCGACGGAUGACUGCGGUUUCAGCCCUUUCAGCAUUGACAGUAAGCCCAAGUACGUCAAAGGUCCGGACUUUGCGAGGGAUAUUGCGUUCCAGAAGAUUUCGAAUCGGGUCAAGGGCGCCAAGAUUGCCUCUGAAAAGCUGGGUGUUUGA
Colletotrichum karsti is the source of this 1149-nucleotide messenger RNA. Its product is annotated as 5-methyltetrahydropteroyltriglutamate-homocysteine methyltransferase. The transcript has 3 exons. The coding region runs from base 1 to 1149 and encodes 382 amino acids. The record is from RefSeq and is a predicted model, not a curated record. NCBI's taxonomy places the organism in Eukaryota, Fungi, Ascomycota, Sordariomycetes, Glomerellales, Glomerellaceae.